Messenger RNA from Homalodisca vitripennis (glassy-winged sharpshooter), 7989 nucleotides. RefSeq names its product collagen alpha-2(IV) chain-like. The transcript has 4 exons. Bases 59 to 7447 code for a protein of 2462 amino acids. The record is from RefSeq and is a predicted model, not a curated record. Lineage: Eukaryota; Metazoa; Arthropoda; Insecta; Hemiptera; Cicadellidae.
ACGGUCCCAGAGGCGUUCUGGAAACGACAGAGAAUGGAAUGUUAUCGCAUUAUUGGUGAUGGCUGUGGUAACUGCAGCGAUGGCUGAGCGAGGCAGAGAUGGCCGGGCUCUCAAUGAACCGAUCAGCGACAAGGAGAUCAUCGUGGAUUUGAUGGAUAUGGACAAGAGUCAAUACUACGAACAGAAUUUCACGACAAUGGCAUACAUUUACGGCUACGAGGUUGGGAAGAAUGGGCAGUUUCAUCAUGAAAACAAAGGACCUGACGGUGUAGUGUACGGCUGUUACGGUUUCAUCGAUCCCCAGGGCAAACUUCGAGCAACCCACUAUGUUUCCGACGGUUGGGGUUAUAGAACGGUCGAACCUGGUCAACCUGUAGAAUUAUUUCUCCACGAACAUCACGAACACCACGAGGCGGUAAACGGAAAUGCUGGUGAGGAAUCUACAAGUGAUCACAGUCAUCAUCACGAAGGGAAAUUAACUCCUUGGCAGGAUUUGUACUUCCCGAGAGGUUGUGGCUUUGGUGGAGGCAAUGAAACCCGACCGCAUUUCAAUGGCACUAGCUGCAAUUGCACUACAAUAUCAGCAGGGUUUCCACGUCCUCCACAUCGUCCCGGUGGAAUCCAUAGACCAGGAGGAGAUCAUGCCCAUAGGCCUGGAUUACCAGGGGUUCAUAGACCUGAUGGACACCCCAGUUUUCCUGGAAUUCAUCACAACCAUACUCAAAAACCUGGUCUUCCAAGUAUUCACCAUCCGGAACAUCCAGGACUACCAGUAAUUCAUCAUAACCACACUGGCAUACAUAGACCACAGGGCCCAGGGCUCCCAGGAACUCUUCACAACAACACUCAUAAACCUGGGCUUCCGGGUCAUCCGGGAUUACCUGGCUUUAACAAUAACCAAACCAAUCGGCCAGGAUUUCCAGAUAUUCACCGUCCAGGAAGUCAAGGGCUACCUGGUAUACACCGUCCAGGCUUACAUCAUAAUCAUACACACAAACCAGGUUUUCCAGAUAUACACAGACCCGAAGGUCCUGAAUCACCAGGCGCUAAUCGCCCUGGUAUUCCAGGAAUUCCUAGCCUUCAUCACAAUCAUACACACAAACCUGGAAUUCCGAGUAUACAUCCCACAUUAAGUCCAAAUCAACCAGAAGGAACCCAUCCUGGACUGAACCACACAAACAGACCAGAACAUCCAGGUAUUCACCGACCUGAAGGGCCAAGUAUUCCAGAUAUUCAUCGCCCAGGCCAUCCACAUUUACCAGGAUUCAAUCACACUCAUAAGCCAGGACACCCUGGAUCAGGAUUGCCUGAUAUACAUCGUCCAGGUCAUCCUCACCUACCAGGUAUUCAUAAUCAUACUCACAAACCUAUCGGACCAGGAGGAAUACAUAAACCAGGGUUCAUUGGUAAUAAGCCAUUGCUGCCUGGCCAUAAACCUGGAAUUGUGGGAGUAUUACCUGGACAUCCACACCCUCAACCUAAUCCGAGUAAGCCUGAGUACCCUCAACCAGGAACACCCGAAGGAUCACUUCAACCAGAGUAUCCCAUAGGUCAUCCAGGUGGAGCAACGGUGCCACAGGGCCCCACAAAACCAAGUGGAGGUUAUCCAGAUAUACAUGGUCAAGAAGGGACGGCAGGAAAACCAGGCGGAUAUCCUGGACAAGAAGGCAACGAAAUACUAACGGGAGGCGGAACCGGAGGCCAACCAGGAAGUGGAGGCUAUCCUAGUAAACCAGGGCAAGGAGGAACUGGUGGUUACCCUGGCUACCCUGGUCAAGGAGAAAUCGGAGGUCAACCAGGAAGUGGAGGCUAUCCUGGAAAACCAGGGCAAGGUGAAAGUGGGGUCCCUCCAGGAAGCGGUGGUUACCCUGGUUACCCUGGUCAAGGAGGUAUCGAAGGCCAACCCGGAAGCGGAGGCUAUCCUGGUACGCCAGGGCAUGGAGGAAGUGGAGGCCAACCAGGAAGCGGUGGUUACCCUGGCUACCCUGGUCAAGGAGGUUCGGAAGGACAACCAGGAAACGGAGGCUAUCCUGGUAAACCAGGGCAAGGUGGAAGUGGGGGCCAUCCAGGAAGCGGUGGUUACCCUGGCUACCCUGGUCAAGGAGGUUCGGAAGGACAACCAGGAAACGGAGGCUAUCCUGGUAAACCAGGGCAAGGGGGAAGUGGCGGACAACCAGGAAGCGGUGGUUACCCUGGCUACCCUGGCCAAGGAGGUUCGGAAGGACAACCAGGAAACGGAGGCUAUCCUGGUAAACCAGGGCAAGAGGGAAGUGGCGGACAACCAGGAAGCGGUGGUUACCCUGGCUACCCUGGCCAAGGAGGUUCGGAAGGCCAACCAGGAAGUGGUGGUUUUCCUGGUAAACCAGGGCAAGGAGGAAGUGGAGGCCGACCAGGAAGUGGUGGUUACCCUGGCCAACCUAGUCAAGGAGGUUCGGAAGGACAACCAGGAAACGGAGGCUAUCCUGGUAAACCAGGGCAAGGUGGAAGUGGGGGCCAUCCAGGAAACGGUGGUUACCCUGGCUACCCUGGUCAAGGAGGUAUCGAAGGCCAACCAGGAAGUGGUGGCUAUCCUGGUAAACCAGGGCAAGGGGGAAGUGGCGGACAACCAGGAAGCGGUGGUUACCCUGGCUACCCUGGUCAAGGAGGUUCGGAAGGCCAACCAGGAAGUGGUGGUUACCCUGGCCACCCUAGUCAAGGAGGUAUCGAAGGACCACCUGGAAGUGGAGGAUAUCCUAGUAAACCAGGGCAAGGGGGAAGUAGUGGACAACCAGGAAGCGGUGGUUACCCUGGCUAUCCUGGUCAAGGAGGAAGUGGAGGCCAACCAGGAAGUGGUGGUUACCCUGGCCACCCUAGUCAAGGAGGUAUCGAAGGCCCACCUGGAAGUGGAGGAUAUCCUAGUAAACCAGGGCAAGGGGGAAGUAGUGGACAACCGGGAAGCGGUGGUUACCCUGGCUAUCCUGGUCAAGGAGGUUCGGAAGGCCAACCAGGAAGUGGUGGCUAUCCUGGAAAACCAGGGCAAGGAGGAACUGGAGGUCAUCCUGGAAGUGCUGGUUACCCUGGCUAUCCUGGUCAAGGAGGAAGUGGAGGCCAACCAGGAAGUGGUGGUUACCCUGGCCACCCUAGUCAAGGAGGUAUCGAAGGCCAACCUGGAAGUGGAGGAUAUCCUAGUAAACCAGGGCAAGGGGGAAGUAGUGGACAACCGGGAAGCGGUGGUUACCCUGGCUAUCCUGGUCAAGGAGGUUCGGAAGGCCAACCAGGAAGUGGUGGCUAUCCUGGAAAACCAGGGCAAGGAGGAACUGGAGGUCAUCCUGGAAGUGCUGGUUACCCUGGCUAUCCUGGUCAAGGAGGAAGUGGAGGCCAACCAGGAAGUGGUGGUUACCCUGGCCACCCUAGUCAAGGAGGUAUCGAAGGCCCACCUGGAAGUGGAGGAUAUCCUAGUAAACCAGGGCAAGGGGGAAGUAGUGGACAACCGGGAAGCGGUGGUUACCCUGGCUAUCCUGGUCAAGGAGGUUCGGAAGGUCCACCAGGAAGUGGUGGCUAUCCUGGUAAACCAGGACAAGGAGGAACUGGUAGUCAACCUGGAAGCGGUGGUUACCCUAGCUAUCCCGGUCAAGGAGGUUUGGAAGGCCAAGAAGGAAGUGGAGGCUAUCCUGGGAAACCAGGGCAAGGUGGAAGUGGAAGCCGACCUGGAAGUGGUGGCUAUCCAGGUAAACCUGACCAAGGUGGUACUGGAGGAUUACCAGGGAGUGGAGGCUAUCCUGGAAAGCCUGGGCAAGGUGGUAUUGGAAGUCAAGAAGGUGGAUUACCAGGAGGAUCUGGUACACCAGGAGGAUUUGGUACACCAGGAUAUCCUGGCAGUGGUGGACAGCCAGGUAGACCCGGUCAACCAGGACGUCCUGGACAUCCAGGGAGUGGAGGACAAGAAGGAGGAUUCGUUAAACCAGGAACACCAGGAUAUCCUGGAAGUGUUGGAACAACUGAUGGACCAGACCAUGGAGGACAACCAGGAAGACCCGGUCAACCAGGCAGUGGAGGACAGGGAGGAGGAUCGGGUACACCUGGAUAUCCAGGAAGUGGAGGACAACCACCAAGUGUAGGACACCCAGGAGGAUCUGGCACAGGAUAUCCAGGCAGCGGUUUACAACCAGUUAGACCCGUACAACCUGGAGGUCCAGGACUACCCGGAAGUGGAGGACAGCCAGGAAUUCCUGGCACUCCAGGAUUACCCGGUACUGGAGGACAACCUGGAUCACCUGGAAGUCCAGGAUACCCGGGCAGUGGAGGACUGCCAGGAAGGCCCGGUCAACCAGGCAGUGGAGGACAGGGAGGAGGAUCGGGUACACCUGGAUAUCCAGGAAGUGGAGGACAACCACCAAGUGUAGGACACCCAGGAGGAUCUGGCACAGGAUAUCCAGGCAGCGGUUUACAACCAGUUAGACCCGUACAACCUGGAAGUCCAGGACUACCCGGAAGUGGAGGACAGCCAGGAAUUCCUGGCACUCCAGGAGUACCCGGUACUGGAGGACAACCUGGAUCACCUGGAAGUCCAGGAUACCCGGGCAGUGGAGGACUGCCAGGAAGGCCCGGUCAACCAGGCAGUGGAGGACAGGGAGGAGGAUCAGGUUCACCUGGAUAUCCAGGAAGUGGAGGACAACCACCAAGUGGAGGACACCCAGGAGGAUCUGGCACAGGUUAUCCAGGCAGCGGUUUACAACCAGUUAGACCCGUACAACCUGGAAGUCCAGGACUACCCGGAAGUGGAGGACAGCCAGGAAUUCCUGGCACUCCAGGAGUACCCGGUACUGGAGGACAACCUGGAUCACCUGGAAGUCCAGGAUACCCGGGCAGUGGAGGACUGCCAGGAAGGCCCGGUCAACCAGGCAGUGGAGGACAGGGAGGAGGAUCGGGUACACCUGGAUAUCCAGGAAGUGGAGGACAACCACCAAGUGGAGGACACCCAGGAGGAUCUGGCACAGGAUAUCCAGGCAGCGGUUUACAACCAGUUAGACCCGUACAACCUGGAAGUCCAGGACUACCCGGAAGUGGAGGACAGCCAGGAAUUCCUGGCACUCCAGGAGUACCCGGUACUGGAGGACAACCUGGAUCACCUGGAAGUCCAGGAUACCCGGGCAGUGGAGGACUGCCAGGAAGGCCCGGUCAACCAGGCAGUGGAGGACAGGGAGGAGGAUCAGGCUCACCUGGAUAUCCAGGAAGUGGAGGACAACCAACAAAUGGAGGACACCCAGGAGGAUCUGGCACAGGAUAUCCAGGCAGCGGUUUACCACCAGUUAGACCCGUGCAACCUGGUAGUCCAGGACUACCAGGUAGUGGUGGACAGCCAGGAAUUCCUGGCACUCCAGGAUUACCCGGUACUGGAGGACAACCUGGAACACCUGGUAGUCCAGGAUACCCGGGCAGUGGAGGACUGCCAGAAAGGCCCGGUCAACCAGGCAGUGGAGGACAGGGAGGAGGAUCGGGUACACCUGGAUAUCCAGGAACUGGAGGGCAACCACCAAGUGGUGGACACCCAGGAGGAUCUGGCACAGGAUAUCCAGGCAGCGGUUUACCACCAGUUAGACCCGUGCAACCUGGUAGUCCAGGACUACCCGGAAGUGGAGGACAGCCAGGAAUUCCUGGCACUCCAGGAGUACCCGGUACUGGAGGACAACCUGGAUCACCUGGAAGUCCAGGAUACCCGGGCAGUGGAGGACUGCCAGGAAGGCCCGGUCAACCAGGCAGUGGAGGACAGGGAGGAGGAUCGGGUACACCUGGAUAUCCAGGAAGUGGAGGACAACCACCAAGUGGAGGACUCCCAGGAGGAUCUGGCACAGGAUAUCCAGGCAGCGGUUUACCACCAGUUAGACCCGUGCAACCUGGUAGUCCAGGACUACCAGGUAGUGGUGGACAGCCAGGAAUUCCUGGCACUCCAGGAUUACCCGGUACUGGAGGACAACCUGGAGCACCUGGAAGUCCCGGAUAUCCGGGCAGUGAAGGACUGCCAGGAAGGCCCGGUCAACCAGGCAGUGGAGGACAGGGAGGAGGAUCGGGUACACCUGGGUAUCCAGGGAGUGGAGGACACCCAGGAGGAUCUGGCACCGGUUUUCCAGGCAGCAGUUUACCACCAGUUAGACCCGUACAACCUGGAAGUCCAGGAUAUCCAGGCAGUGGAGGGCAACCGGGUAUCCAUGGACAACCUGGAAGUAGUGGACUACCAGGUGCCCCUGGCACACCGGGAGGAGCAGACCUUGGAGGACAAUCUGGAAGACCUGGCACACCUGGCAGUUCUGGUCAACCAGGCAAUGCAGGGCAACCAGGAAGACCCGGCACACCAGGAAGUCCAGGAUAUCCAGGCAGUGAAGGACAACCAAGUAGCCCCGGACAACCUGGAAGUCCAGAAUAUCCUGGGAGUGGCGGAUUACCAGGCCAACCAGGCAGUGGAGGGCCGCUAGGAGGUUCUGGCACACCAGGAUAUCCAGGCAGUGGAGGGCGACCAGGAAUACCUGAACAACCUGGAAGUGGUGGAAAACCAGGAGGUACUGGCAUGUCAGGAGUACCAGGCCAUGGAGGACAACCAGGAAGACCCGGCUCAUCUGAAAGUCAAGGUGGUGGUAGUGGACUACCAAGUGGCCCUGGAUCAUCGGGAGGACCAGGCCAUGGAGGAGAACCUGGAAGACCCGGAACACCUGGAAGUCCAGGAAUUCCUGCAACUGGAGGUGGGCCAGAUGGAUCUAGUACACAAGGAAAUGUGGGAUACCCAGAAUAUCCUGGAGGCAGCAUACCAGCUCAAAAACCAACUCUUCCUCCUGGGAUUGGAUGCGUAGAUUAUACCGGCCGCCCAAUAUCACCACCACCGCCAGGAUGUCAAGUGCCAGGAGCUCCGAUUGGAGUACCUGCAGGAUUCCCCGGCUACCCUGGUAGUCACGGAUAUCCCGGUUACCCCGGAUACCCUGGCUAUCCCGGCUACCCCGGUUACCCAAGCUACCCCAGUUACGGCGCCUACCCUGGAGGUGUCCCUCCUGUCUAUAUCAUCCCCUACCCUCUACCUAUCGGUCCAAGCCCCAGUUCGUGCCCUUGCUAUCUCGUGACCUCCAAUCAUACUAACAACACCCUCCCCACCCCUCAACCGAUCGUACCCACUCCUGUGCCCCCUCAACCGACCAUUCCUCCAUUCGGAGUCAUCGGCUACAUCCCUGUAGUGUUCUAUCCGUACUGCCCCGGGAGCCAGGGAGGCCAAGGGUUCCAACCCGUGUUCCCAGCGGCUUUCACCGUCCCCUAUCCUUGCAACCAGUGCAACUCCAGGAGAGCUAGAACUCUCUCCCACAACGACACUUCUUCCUUCGACCAGGUGCUGAAACAGCUGCCCGACAACACCGUCGUCCUCAGGUCACCGCACCGCAGACGAUCGCAGUUCGGCACUCGCCUGAGACCCGCUGACAAUGAAGUUUAAGGGAGAGAAAAGAUAGAAAGAUGCGUAACCUGUCCACAGGUUGCAUCAUGUCUGGUAGCAUGGGUUCAAAACUGUUGUCGUUCAAGAUUAUCAUAAAGUUAUAAACAAUUAUAAAUCAAUAUUUGAUAUAAAAUGUUUUUUCUACAGUGAGCAAAAUUAGAUUAUCCAAAACUAAAUAAUGCUCCCAUUGGAGACGGUAAACCACUUUUUAUCAUUUCAAAUUUAAAAAAUAUUUCACUUUUUAUAGCACAUUUCCUACAUUCAGUCACUUUCCGAUCGUCCUGUACUAUUCUUUAUUGAGUAAAAGAAUUUUUUUUGUAAUGUGCACCAACCUUAUUCAAGUUCAAGGGAUUUAGAAAAUGGAAUUCCUCCUAUAAUAAAUAAUGAUAAUAGUUUAUACAAUCGGGAUAGUAUUUUGACAUUUCUAUAAUUGGUAUUUUUAUGAAUGGCUGUUGUAUGUUCAAUAUUAAAGUGUUGUACUAUUUAUUAUUUAGGGUAUUAUAUUUUCAAAUAUAAAAAGAGUAAUGCAAAAUAACAUUUGA